AUGCUCUACACCAAGACCGCCGACGGAACCCAGCAAACCGGGUUCCUCCCACCAGACAUGAUCGCAAAGAGUAUCGACCUCUGGUUAGAAGAUGAUUUGGCCGAGGAUGACGAUGAAAGAGUAUCAUACAUCGUGGAAGCCUUCAGUGAGGUCGUCGUCAAUGAUGCGCCACCAGCUCCAGGCGGAGAGUCGUUCAUGGGCAUCAAGUCGAUUCCAACACGGUUGCUGAAACGAAACGUGAUAGUUCCCCUGCAAGCCAACAGCUCCGUUGAGAAGACAGAUGAGGAGACCGACUACAAGAAGCCGAGCUGGCUUGUCCUCCGCCACUAUCCUAUCUCUCAGCUAGAAGGUCUGGCGAAAUCGUUCGGGGGAGAUGAAAACCCUAGCAUCGCUGAAAGUAUCAAUCAAACCUGUCCUUCGCUGGAUCAUAUGACCCAGUUUUACGAAUCGCGGACUGGAACGACCGUUGGAGUAAACGCCGAUAUCACCCAUGAGGGUAGAAAGUAUCAUGUCACCCCUUCAUGUCUCAUUAACAACAUCCGUGCAACUGGAGAGAGUGUUGUGGAGGAUCAUAUUUCUCCACACAUCCCUCGCAGAUAUCAGCGCGCCUUCCAAAACAGCCUCGUGGAAAGUAUCAACCAUUCGAUCUCUGAGAGUUUCAUUCGCGAUGGACAAGUGGUGAAGGAUAACGAUGCCUACGCGUCGUACGAUAAUGAUGAUGCCUAUUAUAAGAACUUGGUGUUGAGAGUGAACGCGGCCUCAGCUGAUAAACGAGGAGUUCCCGGAACUAUUGUUGUUCCGAACUACCCAGGCGAACUCCUUGAGGAAGUGAAAGCGCGUUCAAUCACAGAGCUUGGACUUCGCCCCUCGGAGGAAGAAGAACUCGCCUCGGGUCCAUAUGGCAUUCUCACCGAGUAA
Messenger RNA from Cryptococcus amylolentus CBS 6039, 918 nucleotides. RefSeq lists its product as hypothetical. The transcript has a single exon. The record is from RefSeq and is a predicted model, not a curated record. The coding region runs from base 1 to 918 and encodes 305 amino acids. NCBI's taxonomy places the organism in Eukaryota, Fungi, Basidiomycota, Tremellomycetes, Tremellales, Cryptococcaceae.